This is a messenger RNA of Mizuhopecten yessoensis (Yesso scallop), 3137 nucleotides long. RefSeq lists its product as uncharacterized. The record is from RefSeq and is a predicted model, not a curated record. Gene Ontology annotation, molecular function: oxidoreductase activity. The transcript has 4 exons. Lineage: Eukaryota; Metazoa; Mollusca; Bivalvia; Pectinida; Pectinidae. Bases 52 to 1914 code for a protein of 620 amino acids.
AAAGGCACUUUACUAACUACCAGACAAGGUGGAAAACACACACAGACAAGUAUGGCUGUAAGCAUUAUUUCCGUGCUAUGUGUCACAGUAUGCAUUUCCCAUAUUUCCUCUGUCGUGUCCUUCGACCAACUGUCCGAUCUACAGAUAGCCACACAUCCCAAAUACUUGUACACGUGCGGUGAUAAAGGAUUGUCGCUCGGGAAGGUCACCAAGCAACAAGAGGAGCAGAACAUCAUCUCCCUUAUUGAUUGUUUAGGCAACGGUGGAAUAAAAAAAAUGGCCCCAACAAUGAAACAGGAAAAGGUGAAUCAAUUCAACGAAGUGUUACGGCAGAUGAAGACAGGUCAUUGGAGACUGAAACGGCAAGUAUCUAACGAAGCACAGCCUCGAAGAGAAGUGAGAAUGCUUUCACCGGCGGAAUGGCAUAUUCUUAUAACGCGUUUUAAUGGAUUGAGGGAGAGUGGAUUCUACAGGACUAUCUUGGAAUUCUUCUCGGACGAGAGCAUUGCUGGGACUAAUGGUGGACCUGCUUUCCUUGGCUGGCAUCGCGUCAUUUUAUUGUGGUUGGAGUUUUAUCUCCAUGUUCCCAUUCCGUACUGGGACUGUUCUUUAGAUUUCCACAUAACAAACCCGACCAAGUCCAUACUAUGGACAAAAGAGCUGUUCGGAAAUGGAGAGGGAACUGUUAGAAUAGGUCCAUUCAUGAAUUUUACUGAGCCGGAUGGAACUCCCAUAAGGAGACGUAUUGGACAGGGGGGUUCUCUAAUUGCCCGGGAAAACAUCGACUCGUUGUUGAGUAGGAAAAGCAACCGAGAGCUGGUAUACACUACUAGCAUAGCCCUGGAGGAGUACCACAAUGGUGUACAGGCCUGGGUGGGAGGCAGCAUGGGAGAACUGCUGACGGCUCCCGCUGACCCUAUCUACUUCUUCCAUCAGUGUUUCAUAGAUAAAUUAUGGGAGGAUAUUCGUCAAAACAUGCAAAACGCUGAAAGUUACCCGUACGAUCCAACCAUUACUGAUGCUCUACAGAACCCGGAAAAGAUUCUGGUAAAGUUCCCGUUUGACAGUCGAUAUCCUUUGGUGAACAGUGACGCCUACACUAAACACGUGUCUGUACGUGCGCAUUAUGACAACUCCCCUGCCCAGGCCACACAGCCCUGGCAGUGUCACAACCCCGCGUGGAAACACAAACGUGUGCUUGCGUGGGACCCUGACCGACAGUACUGUGUCACUGCACAAGGCACUGAGCAAGAUUUCCAUGUCAUUCCAGAUUUUCAAACAAGUGCCAAAAUAGUCGCAUCCACAUUAAAUUCACCAAUGAAUUUCCCGAUUGGCUCACCUCUGUAUUCACCAUUACCAAAGACGCCGAAAAUUAAAUAUGUAGCACCGUUAAAAGACAUGCGGACCAUAUAUCGUGCUAGCGAGUCUAUGAAAAAGAUGAAAGAAGCUCCAAAGAUGAUUUCUACUUUAUUGGGAGCACUUUCAGAUCGGCUUCAACCUACUGAAGCCAAUCAGAACAGCGCUAUGGCAUCAGACCCUUUCCCCAUCCCACAACAGUCAACUAUCAACAUUAACAAUAAUGCAGGCCAGACUCCGCCAAUGAUAGAUAACCAGGCCAUGCCCUUUGGACUAAGUUCUCGGGUGAAGACGUUUCAGUCUCCUGUACAUCAACAGAGAUUUCACUCACCUAUGUAUACAUCGCUCGCCGCCUCCCCUCCACAAUCUACAUCAGACUUAUCAAGUCUGGUUUUCAAACUUUUUCAAUCUCCAACAUCGGUUCAGAGACAAACUCCGGCUUCUGCACCUAUUAUAAACUCCAAAUCCUACAAGACAUUUAUACCAACAAAUCAGGUGUCAAGAACCAUCGGUGUGUUAGAAUCUUUACUCGCUCGUCUUCGAUCCAUGCCCCAUUAACCUUCUCAAAUGACUCAUAAAGUCGCAUCGCAGGGAAAGUGUUACUAAUGGGUUCAGGUUAAGUUCAACUUUAUAAAUGCUUAUAUUGAGAAAAGAUGAAGCAAAUACAUAUACCUGUUCAGAUACAUUGCAAUCAGUUUGUCAUUUACAUUUAAACGAUUUGUUUACAUAUAAAAUGCUUAUUUUGCAAACUUGUCCUAGUGAUGAACCUAUAAUAUCAAAAUAAGUAGGCCAAGUGUAAGUCCCGCAGUCCACAGUGUUGAGAUGUACACGACCGUCCAGUUGGUGCUAAUAUAACAAUAUAUAUAUAGAUAACAACAUUCAAAGAUUAAAUGAUAUUUGUGUGGAUUUUGUCACAGGACAGGUGGUUGAGCCAGUCCCUACCUACCUGGCCCUAUAAUAUCAGAGCAAGUUAUCUUAACAUGACGCAUCACAUCUGUCAGAUGUGGUGAUGAUCACAUGAUUUCUAAACUAUUAUCACAGUAUAAGGGGAUUAAAUAAUGAAAAGGAUGAUGAAAAAUUCUCUUUUAAAUAAAAGUAAAGUGAAAGUACAAAAUAUUAACAAAUAACAAAUACAGUUGUUGGAUUGCACAACGUAACACCAUGCGUGCACGAGGUGCGAACGAUACAAAUCGGGAAGGCUAUUGCCUGCGCACGAUUACAAUCGUGGUUGGUGUAAAUUUAGGAAUGGCUUAACAAUGCAUGCGGUUUCUUGUUGAAACAUAUACACUUGCUUUUUAAGCACAUUUCUAUGUUAAAGCUGCAACUAUAAGCUCGUCUUUCUAGCAAUUUUCCUUAAUUUCGAAAUGGCGUUUUCUGUGAUUUAUAAACGACCCAAAUCGACACAUGUAAAAUAAAACACGCAUUGACACGGUCCCAUGUACUGUACCAGGGCCGUGGUUUACUACGUCCUGGGUACUUACGUAAAUGUCUAGAUGUGAACAUCCAGGUGAAUGGGGGCUAUAGAACAAAACGAAGCAAUUCAGACAUACCUAACACCCAGUUGUGUAUUCAUAAUGGUCAAACGGUCUCACAUAUCAGCUCUCUGUAUUAGGCACAGGCCAGGUAAAACUUCCAUCUCUCAACAAAAUGGUAUUUACCUGGAAACCAAACCCAUUCUUGACCGUCUAACUGUCACUGCAAUACUGUGUAACACGCACUGUAAAAUUGUACAUGAUCCUAUUUAUUGUGAUGAGGAGUUUUAUAAAGUGUGCCUUAUUUCA